Molecule: messenger RNA, 1036 nt
Organism: Papilio xuthus (Asian swallowtail)
Lineage: Eukaryota; Metazoa; Arthropoda; Insecta; Lepidoptera; Papilionidae
Source: RefSeq, a predicted model, not a curated record
GUAACUGCAUGUAAAUUUGACAGAUGUCAAGCUAACCAGCUGAUUAAGUGAACCUGUCCUUGUUUUAUUACAUUUUUAUGUAAUUUACAAUAAUUACAUUCAAGAUGCUGAGGAAAGUGGCGAUAGGGACUACUGGAGUGAUCGCUCUUAUACCGACAGUUAGUGCCGCGACUCCUUUGCAAGAAAAACCAGGAGAACCGUUAAAACCGCCACCAAUGAGACCCUCUGAUCUUCCAAUUUAUGAAGCGCCGCAUGCCGAAUAUGGAGAAUAUGUUCAUUCAUUAUCUGACUCUAAUAAGAGCAGCUACUUAAGAUCAGUGCUACAACCACCAGUUCGUGCUGUGCGAGAGACCGCAGAAAUUGGCAUAGCUCAUAGUGAAUCUGUCUUGCAUACAGUACAAGAUAAUUACCAUGAGUUUAGAGACCGAUCUGAUUGGAUUGUAAAAUAUUUAAGAGAGGAAGAUAACAAGGAUAUACGGUAUGGAGCUGUUGUAAUGGGUGGCUUAACUGGAUUUAUAUUUGGGCUUAGAGGAGGUUUUAUUAGAAGGGUAUUUUAUGCGGGUAUUGGUACAACAGCAAUGGGAGCAAUCUGCUUCCCUGAAGAGACAAAGGAAUUAGCUAAGAAUAAUGGGGCCUUAGCCAAACAAUAUAUCAAUAUUGCUUACAACUUCCUUUAUGGUGUGAAACCAGGAGACCCACAACUGGAAGUAAAAUUCCCCGACUUGUCUUUGCCCAAAAGUUUCUCUGAAUUUGUUGACUUGACAGUUUCAUUAGCUGUGUCAGCCAAACAGGCCAUUAUGCCACCUCCUUCAAAGGACACAGCUGAUGAUAAGCCAUCAGAAAGUAAAGAAUAGAUUUUCGUGAAAAUAAAGUAGAAAAUCGAAGUAUGUAAAAAAUUGUGAAGAAUUAAAACAUAUUGCUGUCCUCAACACUACUUAUUUAUUUCUGUGUAAUGAAAUGAUAUACAAAGUUAUUCAAAACCAUUUGUAAUUAUAUAAUGCAGUUUUCAAAAGCAUUAAUUAAAUUAUGAAUACAA